AGAUACCUACACCUACCCACCUACCCUUCGAUCAUCCCGUACCUACAUUCCUGUCUUGCGUCUUAUCCUUGUCUCGUCUCGCCUCUCCCCCGCCACCACAAGGACCACCCAGAAGAAACGUACCGGCUUAGUGUGGUCCUCUUGAUACCGGUAGUGCCAUUGGUGUCUUCUCCUGUCCAGAUCCUGUCCAGAGGGUCCUCUCUUUCUCUCGGUUGCCUACUCGCCGCUACUCUACAUCUACGCCCCAUAGCGUGGUAGACAACGGGCCAACAUUUGGUAUUCCACCAGCCGAAUCCCUACAUACAGUAAACACAGUUCGAGGGCGUGUUCCCAUACUCGGCGUUGUCCGCACCACCGCCCGCCAUGGCGUCUCCCAGCACAGCUCAGAACAGCGUUGCUGCUGCUGAGGCUUUCUCCGACGGCACUCAGGAUUACAAGCCACUGAGAUCCAACAACAAGUUUGAUUCGAAAAAGCCUCACAUCACCGAAUUACCCAUAACAUGGGGCAACUGGUACAAGCACGUCAAUUGGUUGAAUACCUACUUUAUCAUCAUAGUCCCUCUUAUGGGCUGUGUGGGCGCCUACUUCACACCACUCACAUACAGAACAGCCGUCUUCACGGUUCUCUUUUACUUUGGGUCUGGGUUGGGUAUUACAGCAGGGUACCAUAGGUUAUGGGCACAUAGUUCAUUCAAAGCAAGACUACCUCUGAAGAUCUUCUUGGCUGCUAUGGGAGCUGCUAGCGUGGAAGGUAGUGCUAGAUGGUGGUCUCAUGGACAUCGCGCUCAUCACAGAUAUACCGAUACCGAGAAGGAUCCUUACAGCGUCCGCAAAGGUCUGCUUUACUCUCACAUUGGUUGGAUGGUUAUGAAGCAGAACCCCAAGCGUAUGGGACGAACGGAUAUUUCAGACCUCAAUGAUGACCCUGUUGUUGUUUGGCAACACAAGAACUACCUCAAGUGUGUUUUGAUCAUGUCCCUGAUCUUCCCAACUGUUGUCUGUGGACUUGGCUGGGGUGACUGGGCGGGUGGAUUUAUCUACGCAGGAAUUCUUAGAAUCUUUUUUGUUCAACAAGCUACGUUCUGUGUCAACUCACUUGCCCACUGGCUUGGAGACCAGCCCUUUGACGACCGCAACUCUCCCCGAGACCACGUUUUCACAGCUUUAAUCACACUUGGUGAGGGAUAUCACAAUUUCCACCAUGAGUUCCCCAGUGAUCAUCGCAACGCGAUUGAGUGGUAUCAGUAUGACCCAACAAAAUGGUUCAUCUGGACAAUGAAACAGCUUGGCUUGGCUUACGACUUGAAAACCUUCCGCCAGAACGAGAUUGAGAAGGGCCGUGUCCAGCAACUACAGAAGAAGCUUGAUCAAAAGCGAGCUACUUUGGACUGGGGUACACCACUCGAGCAGCUUCCUGUCAUCAGCUGGGACGAUUUUGUGGCUGAGUCGAAGAACGGCAGGGCCCUUGUUUCCAUUGCUGGUGUCAUUCACGACGUUACAGACUUUAUCAAGGAUCAUCCUGGUGGUAAAGCGCUCAUCUCGUCCGCUAUUGGCAAAGAUGCUACGGCGAUCUUCAAUGGUGGUGUCUAUCUCCACUCAAACGCUGCUCACAACCUUCUUUCUACUAUGCGCGUAGGUGUUCUUCGGGGUGGCUGUGAAGUGGAGAUCUGGAAGCGUGCUCAGUCCGAGAACAAGGAUGUCGGUAUGCUAUUCGACUCCGCCGGUAAGCGCAUUGUUCGUGCUGGUGAUCAAGUCACUAAGGUCAUACAACCAACUGCCAGCGCUGAUGCUGCUUGAUUAAUCCUCUGGGGCAGUCUUUUAUAAACUUAUUCUCACAAUGAAUAAUUGGGAUAAUUUGGGCACAACCUUUCACAUGUCGUCUAAAAAGCAGAGGUAUUCCUUCACUUGGGAAAGGCCAUUAGCCAACUUUGACGAGCAUUGAUGAGCGGAUGAUGCUUUGUACAUAUACCACCAUUGAUGGCGCCGCUUUUAUGAUGGAGCGUAGAAGAAGCACCGAUGGAUGAGUUCAUACGUGGCGUUAUUGGGAGACUUUACGGUCAAAAAAGGAGUUUGUUAUGAGACUUGACGAUUUUUAAACGAGGAUCAAAUCACACUUAGCUACACAAAGAGUUUUAAAUCAUAACUUUGUUGAACUCA
This is a messenger RNA of Xylaria bambusicola, 2157 nucleotides long. Its product is annotated as acyl-CoA desaturase 1. Gene Ontology annotation, molecular function: iron ion binding; heme binding; stearoyl-CoA 9-desaturase activity. Gene Ontology annotation, cellular component: endoplasmic reticulum membrane. The transcript has 6 exons. NCBI's taxonomy places the organism in Eukaryota, Fungi, Ascomycota, Sordariomycetes, Xylariales, Xylariaceae. Gene Ontology annotation, biological process: unsaturated fatty acid biosynthetic process. The coding region runs from base 364 to 1797 and encodes 477 amino acids. The record is from RefSeq and is a predicted model, not a curated record.